This is a messenger RNA of Arabidopsis arenosa, 818 nucleotides long. NCBI's taxonomy places the organism in Eukaryota, Viridiplantae, Streptophyta, Magnoliopsida, Brassicales, Brassicaceae. The record is from the annotation of a GenBank genome assembly.
AGGGUUUUCUUAUUCAAUCACACGCUUCUCUUGACGGCGGCGACAAGAAUUUUCCCCCAAAAUGCGAUCGCAUCCAUCAGAUUCAUCACCGGCUGGAACCGAAGAAAGAGAGUCUUGUCUUUAGACACAAAAAAAAUGGCUAACCCCAACGAGUGGUCUCAGUUCUACAACAAUAACCAAACCUUCUUCACAACUUCCACCACCGCUUCAACCGCUGUCACAACCACCACUGCCGGCGAUACCACCUCCAUAGACUCUCGUCUGAGUCCAGAAACUGGCCGUGUAACCAAGCCAACACGUAGAAGAUCCAGAGCCUCACGUAGAACACCAACAACGCUUCUCAACACCGACACUUCCAACUUCCGUGCCAUGGUUCAGCAAUACACUGGCGGUCCAUCCGCUAUGGCUUUCGGGUCCGGUAGUACUACCUCUGGUUUUAGUCUCACCUCUUCGUCGGAUCCAUCAGCUGGAUCUUCUCAACAAGCUCCUUGGCAAUAUAAUUUCCAGCCUCACGCGCCGCUGCAGCCACCGCAACGGCCUUACAUGUUUUCUUUGAACAACGUGAAUCCCGUGGUUGGAUAUAGUAACAUGAACAACCCUAAUAUGGUGGUUUCCGGUGUGUUUGGGACGGUGGAUGGUUCGGGUGGAGGAGGUUCUGCACCGUCGUCUAAGGAGGCUACGAAUAGUAAUACUUCUUCUUCGAGGUUCCAAUGAGAAAACGAUUGGAUUCUUUUUGAAUUUGUUUUUUGGUUUUCGCAUAAAGGCAGAAAUGUUAGGUACUGACUUUCUUUGUCAUAGAAUGAAAACUUUGACUUUUG